Messenger RNA from Oryza sativa Japonica Group (Japanese rice), 837 nucleotides. RefSeq lists its product as uncharacterized. Gene Ontology annotation, cellular component: chloroplast thylakoid membrane. NCBI's taxonomy places the organism in Eukaryota, Viridiplantae, Streptophyta, Magnoliopsida, Poales, Poaceae. The record is from RefSeq and is a predicted model, not a curated record.
UCUCGCCAUGCAUUUCCUGCCUUGAGUGUGAGGAUCAUAUUCAUAUUGCAGCUAGCGUACUGCACUGAUCGAUUUGCUCUAGCUAGCUCGUCGUUAGCCACCCAUGGCUGCUUCUCCUGCUUCCACUGCCGCCGCCGUCGUGAAUGCGCCGGCGGCCACCGGCGGGCUGCUGCUGCCGCGGGGGAGGAGUAGUUGGAGUUGGAGUUGCUGCAACAAUAACAAUUCUUCGAUGGGGAGGAGGUGGCGGGCGGCGGCGGUGGGGGAGGUGGCGGCGGAGGGGAACACGUACCUGAUCGCGGGGGCGGUGGCGGUGGCGCUGGUGGGGACGGCGUUCCCGAUACUGUUCUCGCGGAAGGACACGUGCCCGGAGUGCGACGGCGCCGGGUUCGUGCGCAAGGGCGGCGCCACGCUGCGCGCCAACGCCGCCCGGAAGGACCUCCCCCAGAUCGUCUGCCCCAACUGCAACGGCCUCGGCAAGCUCGGCCAGAUCGACAAGUAAUCAUCCAUCUCUACCUACCUGCUUCAUCGACGAUCCAUCCAUCCAUCCAUCAUCAUCCAGCUGCCAGCUUCUGAUCAUCUGAUCACUAUAUACAUGUGUGUAUCUCACCAUCUGUGUGCGUCGUCUAUAUAACUAUAUACUAUAAUCGUUAGUUUGGAACGCUGGAAUAAUUCCAUAUAUAUGGUCUAAUUCCAGUGUUCCAAGCCGGCUAUAUAUCAAUCGCUACUUAAAUUCAAUGUACUUGUGUUGCUGAGCUACUUUGUCUCUGAUAUACAUAUUCAUUGUCUCUCGCUGCUCUUCCGUUUAAUGGAACAAUAUUAACAUGUUCUUACUACUCA